This is a messenger RNA of Monodelphis domestica (gray short-tailed opossum), 2203 nucleotides long. NCBI's taxonomy places the organism in Eukaryota, Metazoa, Chordata, Mammalia, Didelphimorphia, Didelphidae. The record is from RefSeq and is a predicted model, not a curated record.
GGGGAGGCGGGGCGGGACCAGCCCCAGGACCGCAGGCAGCGCAGAGGCCUCUGGGAAAUAGGAAGUCGGGAGCACCUCUGGCCACACCUCUUGUUGCCCCUCCGAGCUCUGAGCCCCUGCGCGCUCCGGCCCCCUCGGCCCCCUCGGAGAGUCCUGCUGCCGGCCAGGGGGAGCCUGGAGCCAGAAGGGAUGGCCUUUGAGAGGGACAGACUCCCAGGCCAGGAGGCCGUGACGUUCCAGGAUGUGGCUGUGGACUUCACUCGAGAGGAGUGGCGCCUCUUGUCUCCUCCCCAGAAGGAGCUGUACAGGGAGGUGAUGCUGGAGAAUGUCCGGAACCUGCUCUCUGUGGGGCUUCCAGCUUCCCCAGAAGAUGUGCUCUCUUCUUUGGAGCAGAAGGAAGCCCCUUGGAUGCUGGAGCAAGAAGGCCUGAGGAGCUGCUGCCCAGAAGGAGAAGUCAGACCUAAAAUGAAGGCAACUCCCACAGAGGCGAGCCUUUCUGUGGAAGAAACAGAUCAACAAAGAUUCCUGAGUGAGAAUCCUGAUAACUUAUCUUGGAAAGAAUUCUGUGUUGGAUCUCAAAACUUAUCCCUUAUUGAACAUCAAAGAAUGCACACUGAAGAAAAAUCUAUUGAAAGUAAUCAAUACAGAAUGACUUUUAUGCACAGGAUCAGUCUUGCUCAUCAUCAAAGAAUCCACCCUGGUGAGAAACCUUAUGAAUGUAAUCAAUGUAGAAAGACAUUCUAUCUAAGUUCCCAUCAGAGAAUCCAUACUAGAGACAAACCUUAUGAAUGCAAGCAAUGUGGAAAGAUAUUUAGUGGGAACUGCAAGCUGGCUGAACAUCAGAGAAUCCACACUGGUGAGAAACCUUAUAAAUGCAAGCAGUGUGGAAAGACAUUCAGUCAGAGCUCCAAUCUUGCUCAACAUCAGAGAAUCCACACUGGUGAGAAACCUUAUGAAUGUAAUCAGUGUGGAAGGACAUUCAGACAGAGCUCUAGUCUUGCUAAACAUCAGAGAAUCCACUCUGGUGAGAAACUUUAUGAAUGCAAACAAUGUGGAAAGGCAUUCAGACACAGCUCCAGUCUUGCUCAACAUCAGAGAAUCCACACUGGUGAGAAACCUUAUGAAUGUAAUCAGUGUGGAAGGACAUUCAGUCAGAGCUCUAGUCUUGCUAAACAUCAGAGAAUCCACACAGGUGAGAAACCUUAUGUAUGCAAGCAAUGUGGAAAGACAUUCAGACGGAGCUACUCUCUUGCUGUACAUCAGAGAAUUCACACUGGUGAGAAACUUUAUGAAUGCAAGGAAUGUGGAAAGACAUUCAGUCAGAGCUCUGGUCUUGCUCAACAUCAGAGAACCCACUCUGGUGAGAAACUUUAUAAAUGCAAGCAAUGUGGAAAGACAUUCAGUGGGAGCUCUUGUCUUGCUAAACAUCAGCGAAUCCACACUGGUGAGAAACCUUAUGAAUGCAAGCAGUGUAGAAAGACAUUCAGACACAGUUCUAGUCUUGCUGUACAUCAGAGAAUCCACACUGGUGAGAAACCUUAUGAAUGCAAGGAGUGUGGAAAGACAUUCAGUCAGAGCUCCAGUCUUGUUAAACAUCAGAGAAUCCACUCUGGUGAGAAAUGCUAUGAAUGCAAGCAAUGUGGAAAGAUAUUCAGUGGGAGCUGCAAGCUUGCUCGACAUCAAGGAAUUCACACUGGUGAAAAACCUUAUGAAUGCAAGCAAUGUGGAAAGACAUUCAGACAGAGCUCCAAUCUUGCUGUACAUCAGAGAAUCCAUACUGGAGAGAGACCUUAUGAAUGCAAUCAAUGUGGAAAAACAUUCAAACAGAACUCCCAUCUUGCUGUACAUCAGAGAGUUCACACGGGGGGAGAAACCUUAUGAAUGUAUCAUGUGGAGAUCAACUCUUGCUUAACAUCAGAGAAACCAGACAUUCACACAGAGCUCUCAUCUUCAAAACCAGAUAGUUCAGUCUAGUUUGUCAUAAACUAAAAUUAGGUCAAAAUGGAUCUAAAUCAUGAUACCAUAAGCAGAUUAAAUGAGCAUACAUUUAAAUGAGUUUAUGUUUUAGAACAUUUUUUUGAUGAGGGAAGAAUUUAUGACCAAGCAAGAAAUAGAUAACAUUAAGAUAUGUAACAGAGAUAAUUUCAGUAUGUUAAAUUCAAAAAUGUUUGUACAAAUAAAACCAGUGCAACCAAGGUCAAAA